This is a messenger RNA of Metschnikowia bicuspidata var. bicuspidata NRRL YB-4993, 621 nucleotides long. RefSeq names its product F1F0 ATP synthase subunit 5 (gene ATP5). Bases 1 to 621 code for a protein of 206 amino acids. Gene Ontology annotation, molecular function: proton-transporting ATP synthase activity, rotational mechanism. Gene Ontology annotation, biological process: proton motive force-driven mitochondrial ATP synthesis. Lineage: Eukaryota; Fungi; Ascomycota; Pichiomycetes; Serinales; Metschnikowiaceae. The record is from RefSeq and is a predicted model, not a curated record. The transcript has a single exon.
AUGAUGGCCUCCCGUGUUUUCGCCCGCUCGAUGGCCUCUGCCGCCAAGUCCGUCAAGCCCCCCGUGCAAUUGUUCGGUGUGGACGGAACCUACGCCACUGCCUUGUACUCUGCCUCCGUGCAAGAGUCUUCCGUGGAAGCCUCGCACAAGGGGUUGGGCAAGAUCGCCGAGUUGGUCAAGCAGGACCCUAAAGUCAACGAGUUCUUGACCAACCCAGCCUUGUCCAAGGAAGACAGAAAGACCGUCAUCGACACCCUUGCCUCGAGCUUGAAGUUGGACAAGACCGUCACCAACUUCUUGACCGUGUUGUCCGAGAACAACAGAUUGGGUGAGUUCAACAACAUCUACAAGAACUUCGGCUUGUUGUUCGACGCCCACCAGGGUGUUGUCGAGGCCACCAUCACCUCCUCGAAGGUCUUGGACUCCAAGAUCUUGAGAAAGUUGCAGGCAGCCAUUCAGAAGUCGUCUUUCGUUGGUGAGGGCAAGACCUUGAAGGUCUCCAACACCGUCAACCCAGAAAUCAUGGGUGGCUUGAUUGUCGACGUUGGUGACAAGACCGUGGACUUGUCCAUUGCCUCGAAGGUGGCCAAGUUGAACUCUGCCUUGAGCCAGGCUUUGUAG